AUGACCGCCGGGAAGAAGCGGCUCGAGGAGUAUCGGAAGAAGCAACAAGCGAAAUCGGGAGGAAGCUCUAAAGGAGGACAGCAAGACAAGGCCAAGAUGCCAUCAACGGCUCCGACGACUCCACAGGGCUCAUCCAAUCAGAGCGCAGCACGGCAAUCCCAAGGCCAGGCUUCAAGCAGCACAAGCGACCUCCCCCAGCUGGGCCUGAGCGUGCAGAUCCAACCUCGAGGCUCCACCACGGUCCAACCAAGAAAACCCAUGCCAAUCCAACCCCGGGAUUCGCUCCAGAGCCAGCCUAGAGAAUCCACGGGCGAGUCGUCAGCCUCUGCAGCGACAGCAGCGACGACAAUGACAGCAGAAUCCGCAGAUUCAGUGGGAACGGCCGUGGGGAGGACGAUUAGCAGCAGCAGCGGCGGCGGGGACGGCGAUUUCAUGACGCCCACAGGCGGCAACACGCCGUCCAGUGCCACCAGCUACGGCUCGGAUUCCUCCUCGGGGGGCUUUGUGCUGCGGCCGUUCGCUGCUGGGCCUCGGGAGUUCCGCACCAUCGCCCAGGGCAUUCUGAAUAAGGUGAACUUGAGCGGCGAGCAGCGGGAGCUGCUAGAGGAGGAGCUGGUGCAGCUGCAGGAGCUGCUAGCUCGCUCCCGAGACGAGGAGGAGAGGCUGCGAGCCAAGCUGCAGGGCGACGAGCAGCAGUGGCAGCAGCAGCUGCGGGAAUCCGCAGCCGCAUUGGCAGGCAAGGAGGAGGAAGCUAGGGUUCUGCUAGAGCGUGUGGAAGAGGGAGAGAGGGAGAGGGAGAGGCUCCGAGCAGAGGCAGAUGCGGCCAGGCUUGAGGCGGCGAGUGCAGGUGAGAAGCUUGCUGCGACCAAGGAUAAGCUGGGAGUGGCAAUUAGGAAGGGGAAGGAGGUUGUGCAGCAGCGGGAGGCGCUGAAAGGGACACUGGCUGAAGAGACUGCUGUGCUGGAACGGUUAAGGGAGGAGCUGGAGCGAGAGAGGGAGGGGAGGAGGGAAGCGUUGAAGGCUGUGGAGGCGAAGGAAGGGGAAGUGGCGGAGGGGAGGCGGAGGGUGGUUGAACUGGAGGGUGAAUUGGAGGCGGGGAGGAAGCGAGUGGAGGAAUUGGAAGCGGCUGUUGCUGCAGCAGAGGGGAAGGCAGCAGGGAUGGCUGAGGAAGGCGGGGAGAAGGUUAGGGAGAUGGAGGAGAGAGUGAGGGAGGCGGAAGAGAGGGCGCGGGUGGCGGAAGAGGAGGUGGGUGAGGUGAGAAGGCAAGUGGCGGAUGGGAGGGAGCGUGCUGUGGAGCUUCUAGGGCAAGUGGCGGAGAGAGAUGCUCUGUUGGCGAGGAAAGGGGAGGAGUUGAGAGAGGUGGAGGGGCGUGAGAGGGAACUGGAACGAAGGGUUGCGGAGGAGAUGGAGAGGAGGAUUGAGGAGGGGAGGGAGGAGGGGAGGAGGGAAGUAGAGAGGGUGUGGGAGGGUAGGGUAGAGGAGGAGAGGAGUAAGGCGGAAGAUGCUCUGAAAGAAAUCGAACCACAGAAAGAGGCGCUCGUGGGUGCUGUAGAGGAUGAGAGGGCGAUGAGGGAAGAAGUGGAAGAGGCUAAGAGGAAGGUGGAAGGAGAGAAGGGAGAGGUGGAGGAGAAAAAGAGGGAGCUGGAAGCAAGAGUAGAGGAUUUACAGGUAAAGCUAGAUACGAUGAAUUUACAGGCUAAGGGCUGGGAGGAGCAGGUGGAGGGGCUUAAAGCCGAGGUUGUGGGUUGGGAGGAGAGGUUUGCUGGUCGGGAGCGGGAGUUUGCAGGUUCGGCUGCCGAAGCUGAGGCACGGUUGGAAGAGGUUCGGCAGGAGCUGGAGGGGAUGAGAGGGAGGGAGCAGGAGUGGGAAGGGAGGGUUGAGGUGGUGGAGGAGAGAGUGCGGGAGGGUGAGAGAGCGUUGCAGGAGAGUGAGAGGCUGUUGCAGGAGGAGAGGGAGAAAAGGGAGGGACUUCAGAGGGAACUUAGGGAGAUGGAAGCGAGAACAAAUGAGGCUCAAGUACGGUUUACGGAGGCUGAAGAACGAGUUAAGGAAACUGAAGCAAGAGCUGAAGAGGCGUUGCUGCUGCAGAAGCAGGCUGAGAUCGAGGGGCUUUUGGUGGCAAAGGGACGGGAGUUCCUGGAGCUGAAAGAUUUGCUUGGGAGGCUGCAGGGGGAGAGGGAGAGGUGGGAGGAGGAGCAGGGGAGGGUGGAGGAGAGUGAGGGGCAGUUACAGGAGCAGGUGGAGGCGGAGAGGAGGAAAGUGGCCGGGUUGAGAGAGGAGAGGGAGCAGCUUCGGAAGAGGGUGGCGGGAUUGGAAGAGGAAGUGGGGCAGGUGCAGGAAGAGGUGGAAGCAGAGAGGCGGAAGGUGGAGGAGUUGAGAGGGAGUUUGGAGGAGGAGGAGAGGCGGAGUGGGGAGAUGCUGGGUGAGUUGCAGGCUGUGGCGGAGGGGAGGGAGGAGGAGAGGAGGCAAGUGGCGGGUCUGACAGAGGAGAAGGAGCAGCUGCAAAAGAGGGUGGAGGGUUUGGAGGAGGAAGUGAGGCAGGUGCAGAGCAAGAUGGUGGAGGUGGAGGAGGAGAAGGGGCAGCUGCAGAGGAGGGUGGAAGGGCUGGAAGGGGAGGUGGAGCAGCUGCUGCAGAAGGUGCAGGCUGCAGAGCGAAAGGACGUGGUCACUCUCGCGAAGGUAGUUGCAAGCGAGACAGCCGCAGAGGAAGCAACCAAGCAGCUUCAAUCAGUCCAAUCCGCCCUCGAGGCAAAGCAAGCGGAGCUGGCUUCCCUGCGGCAGCAAGCAGAGGAGCUGGAAGAAACCCUAGAGCAGCGCGAGACAGAGCUCGAAUCCCUGAAAACCGACAUUUCAGCGCGAGAGAUGAUCUGGCGUGCGUCGCAAGAUGCAGAGGCGAAAGCAGCAGAGGAUGCUAUUGCGGUGGAAGCGGCUGCUGCACGGGAGAUGGCGGAGAGAGAGAGGGAUCAGGUGAAGGAGGAAGCUGAGGCGGAAGUGGCAGCGUUGAGGAAGGUUCUGGGAAUGCGGGAGUCGCAGCUGGAGAAGCUGCAGGCUCGGGUGGCCGAGGCUGAGGAGGUGGUUCGGGAGCUGGAGGAGGUUCGGUUGGAGCUUGAGAAGGCUCAGGGGGAGGUGGUUAGGAGUGAGGAGAAUGAUAGGGUGAGAGGAGAGAGCGAUAGGUUGAAAGAGGAGGCUGGCCGGUUGAGAGAUGAGGCUAGAAGAUUGGAGGAAGAGGUGAAAGGGCGUGACGAGGAGAUUAGUAGGCUGAAAGAGGAGGUUCUAAAGGUAAGUGCAAGUGCAGGAGCUGACGGGGAGAGGGAGCGACUGGAGCAGGAGGUAGAGCGGCUGAAUAGGGAGGUAGAGCAGAAGGGGGCAUUGCUGAAGGUCGCUGAAGAUGCAAGGGCAGCAGCAGAGGCGAAGAACACGAGUCUGGUGAAAAAGGCGAAGGAGAGAAUAGAAGGCAUGAAGCAAAAGGUUGUGGUGGAGGCCCAGGCUGCUGCAGACGCGAGAGCCGAGGUUGAUCGAUUGAAGCAGCUUCUGGAAGGGGGAGAGGGCGGAGGGCGAGGAAGGGGAGGAGAGGGAGGAGGGGGUGGGGCAGGGGAGAAAGGAGCAGAGGCGAAGGCUUCAGAUGGUGGGGACGCGGCCGAGAUGGAGGGGCUUCGUGCUAAAGUCUCUCUCCUUGAAACGGAGUUGUCUCAGUUGAAGCAAGGGGAGGGGAACGGGGCAGGAGCAGGGGGAGAAGGAGCAGCAGGGGCGGCACCAGCGGCAGCAUCAGCGGCAGCGGCAGAGGCAGCAGCGGAGGGGGAGAGGUUGAGGGAGUCACUGAAGCAGGCACAGGAGCAGGUGGCAGCGGUGAGGGAGAAGCUGAGCAAGGCUGUGCGUAAGGGCAAGGCGAUCGAACAGCAGAAGCUGAAGCUAGAGGCAGACCUCGCUGCUGCCCGGGCUGAGAUUGACGCUCUUAGGGCGAGCAUUGGGGUAGGAACAGGGGCAGAAGCAGGGACAGGGGCAGGAACAGGGGUAGGGGCAGCAGCAGUGGCAGCGGCUGGGGCGGCAGCAGGAGCAGCGGCAGAGGCAGGGGCAGGUGUAGCAGCAGGAGAGAAGGUAGAUGAGCUAAGAGAACUGUUGAGAGAGGCAGAAGAGGCGAGGAGGAAGGAGGGAGAGGCGAGGCAGAGAGAGGAGGAGGGGAGGAGGAGAGAGGAGGAGGCGAGGAGGAAGGCUGAGGAGAGGCUGAAAGAGACAGUGGCGAUGAUGGAAGGAGUGACAGAUGCUCUUGCGGGGAGAGAGAAGGAGUGUGAGGAGCUAAGUAACGAACUUGCUGAGCUAAGAAAGUCUCUUAGCAGCGCUCAGGAGGAGGUUGCCAGGCUGAUGGGGGAGGUGGAUAGGUUGGAGGAUGAGGGUGGGAGGGAGAGGGCGGAAGCAGAUGAGAGACUGGAGAAGGUGAAGAGGGAGAGUGAAGAGAUGGAGGGCUUUAAGAAUGGGAAAAUAGCGGAGGUGGAAGAGAUGUUGGCUAUAGUAGAAACGGAUCUUGCUGUAGCGAGGCGGAGAGUUGAGGAGCUGGAGGGGGAGAAAGGGGAGGUAGAGAGGGGGAGGGAGGAGAGGGAGAGGCGCGUGAGGGAGUUGGAAGAGGAAGUGGGGAGGUUGGGAGAGGAGGGGAGGGGAUGGGAGUUGGAGCUGGAGAGAGUGAGGGAGGAAGUGAGGGAGUGGAGGGGAGUGGCUGAGGAGAGGGGUAAGGAUGUGGAGGGGAUGAGGAGGGAAGUGGAGGAGGCGAGAGAAGAGAGGGAGGAGAGAGGGAGGGUCUUGGUGGGACUGGAGGAGAGAGUGAGGGAGUUGCAGGGGGAGUUGGAGGAGGAGAGGAGGAGGCAGGAGGAAGCGAAUAGGAAUCUGGUGGAGGUACAGAGGGGUUUGGAUGAGGAGUGGGAGGCGAGGAGAGUGGCGGAAGCUGAGCUGGAUAGUGUACGUUCUGAGCUGGCAAAUGGUCGUGAUGAGCUGGCGAGUGUCCGUGCUGAGCUGGCAGCGGCUGGUCGUGGUGAGGAGAGGAAGGAUGAAGGUGAGACAGGAGGCAGUGGGGAGGAUGAGGAUUCAGUUGCUGUGAAGGAGAGAGUGGGGGAGUUAGAGGAGAGAGUGAGGGAGGAGGAGAAGAGAGUGAAGGAAGAGGGGGAGAGAGUGAGGUUGCAGGAGGAGAGAGUGAGGGAGAAAGAGGAGAAAGUGAGAGAGGAGGCGGAGAGAGUGAGGGAGGAGGGAGAGAGAGCGAAGGAGUUGGAAGUGAGGGUGGCAACAUUGGAGGGUGAAGUAGCAGAGCUACAGAUGCAGCUAGAAAAGGAAAGGGAGGAACAGAAUAAGACCAAGGAACAGCUUGAGGCAGAGAAGGAGCGAGCUUGUAACGAGUCUGAGGAGCAAAGGGAGCAGGUGUCUCAACUGAGGAGUGCUCUCUUGGAGCUUGAGAGAGAGAGGGAUGCGUGGGUGGUUGAACGAGAUGCUCUUGUUGCAGCAGAGCGGCAGGUGCAGGAAGAGAAGCGGGGUUUGGAGGAGCUGGGAGCGGUGCUGAGGGGUCGGAUUCAAGAGGUGGAGGCAGAGAGGGAUGGGUUGCAGGGAAUUGUUGGUCAGCUGGAAGGGGAGAAGGGCGGGUUGCAGGAAGCAGUGGAGCGUUUGGAAGGGGAGAAGGAGAGACUAGAAGGGGACAAGGAGCGUCUGGAAGGAGAGAGGGCUGGUUUGCUGGCUGAAGUUUCUCGUUUAACAGCAGAAAAGGAGGGGGUUGAGGAGGAGGGAGAGCGGUUGCGAGAGGUAUUGGAAGAAGAGAGGAGGAGAGGGGAGAGUGAGAGGGAGGAAGCUGAGGAGAGGGGGAGGAGAGUCGGUGAGUUGGAAAGAGUGGUUGAGGCCAUGAGAGGUGAGAUGGACGAGAUGAGAAGGGAAAACGAGAGGGAGAGGGAGAGGAGGGAAAGGAAGGAGGGAGAGGAGGUGGCUAGGGUGGAAGCGGAUUGGAGCGAAAAGGAGAGGAGGGUAGAUGAUUUGGAGCGAGCUUUGCAAGAGAAGGAAGGCGAGAUGGCGAGGCUGGCAAGGGAGGUGCGGGAAAAGGAGCUGAUGAUUGAGGAGUUGAGAGGGCAGGUUGGGGAGAGGGACGGGGAGAUUGAGAGGCUGAGGAACGAGGUGGGAGAGAAGGAAUCGAUGUUGGAGGAGUUGAGAGGGCAAGUUGGGGAGAUUGAGAAGUUGAGGAGUGAGCUUGGGGAGAGGGAAGGGGAGGUAGAGAGGCUGAGGCGGGAGGUUGGGGAGAAGGAGGUGGCAGUGGCGUCGGUGGCAGCGGCACGGAGCAAGGCGGUGGAGAAGCUGAAGAUGAUGGUUGAUAAGCUCAAGGAGGUGCAAGCACAGUCCGAGGCAGUGGUGCAGGAGGCAGAGAUGAGACUGGAGGAGAAGGACCGGGAGAUGGAGGAGCGGCUGAGGGAGAAGGACGCAGAGCUGCAGGGGGUGUGGGACCGACUAAGAUUGAUUGAGGCUCAAUUGGGAGGGAUUGCAGACGGCAGUGCCCCUGCUCCUGCUGCCCUUACUGCUGUCCCGGCCGGUGCUGUGUCUGGUUUCUCUGGGGAUCAGGCAGCUGAUGCUGCUGCUGCUGCAACUGGUGCUGGCGCUGGUGCAAGUGUUGGUAGUGAUGCUGCGGCAGGUGGUGAGGGGGAGAGCAUCACUUCUGGUGCAGCCGCGUGGCAGGAAGCUGUUGCUUUGGCGCCACAGCAGCAGAAGUCUGGGACAAACGCUGGUCUUCCUGACGUGGCAGAGAAGGAUGCUGAGCUGGCAAGGCUACGCAGUGAGGUGGCAGCGGCAGGAGAGGCGGUGAGGGCACUGGAGGGGCAACUGGAGGCGGCAAGGAGAGAGGCAGACGACCUGAAGCGCAAGGCAGGCUCAUCACCGCUGCCCUCUUCCUCCUCCUCCUCACAAUUAGCAUCAGCAUCGGCAUCAGCGUCCACGCUCCUACCAGUCACCAUACAGCGGAAGGCAGCACCUGGGGGAGGUGCAUCUGACACGUCAGCAGAGUACCUGCCUCUGCUGGCGCAGCAGCUCGCCACAUCAUCGUCCGCCUCGCUGGCGGGCCACACGGCACUGCAGAUCGCUGACUCGUACCCCGACGAUGAAGUGCACGGGUUCAAGUCGAUUGUCAGUGCCUUCCGCUUCCUGCCAUCCUUCCUGCACCCAGCCGCCAAGGGCAUCGACCGCCUAUGUGUGGCGGGAGGCCAGUCACUGAUGGCGCGGCCCAUGAUGCGCCUGCUGCUCGUGCUCUACUGGUUGGCCAUGCAUGCUGCCAUGCUCGCCAUGCUUGCUGCCCUCACCGUCGGCUGA
Messenger RNA from Closterium sp. Yama58-4, 7317 nucleotides. Lineage: Eukaryota; Viridiplantae; Streptophyta; Zygnematophyceae; Desmidiales; Closteriaceae. The record is from the annotation of a GenBank genome assembly.